CUUCCCAAGCCCUGGCACGGCCUCAGCCCCACUGACGGCACCGUGCUCCUCCCGCAGCCCGACGGCACCAGCGCACCACUGGAGAUAGUGCUGCUGGACAAGGUGUCCACAGGCUUCCCUGGUGUGGUGCAGCUGCUGGAAUGGUUUGAGCUCCCCAACUACAUCGUGAUGGUGCUGGAGUGCCCAGAGCAGUGUCAGGACCUGCAGCGUUUGAUUCGGGCACAUAGGUUCCUGUCUGAGGAAGAGGCGCGGGAGCUGUUCCGGCAGGUCCUGGAAGCCGUGCGGCACUGCACCAGCUGCGGGGUCCUGCACCGAGACAUCAAACCAGAGAACAUCCUGGUUGACCUGGACACUGGCCAGGCAAAGUUGACGGACUUCGGCUGUGGCACCUACCUGCAGGAGACAGCCUACACUCAAUUUGCAGGAACACCAUCAUACAGCCCCCCGGAAUGGACCGACUUCGGGUGGUACCAUGGCGAGGCAGCAACCGUCUGGACCCUGGGCAUCCUGCUGCAUGGGAUGGUCUGCGGGGAGCACCCUUUCAGGAGGGGCAGGAACAUCAGCUGGGCCCAGCUCCCGCUGCUACAAUGGCUCUCCCAGGGUGGAUCCUCAUCUCUGGAUCUGCUCUGAUCAGGUGGUGUUUAUCCCUGCACUCCUUGGACAGGCCCUCA
Cyanistes caeruleus (blue tit) is the source of this 671-nucleotide messenger RNA. The record is from RefSeq and is a predicted model, not a curated record. NCBI's taxonomy places the organism in Eukaryota, Metazoa, Chordata, Aves, Passeriformes, Paridae.